Molecule: messenger RNA, 1783 nt
Organism: Rhipicephalus sanguineus (brown dog tick)
Lineage: Eukaryota; Metazoa; Arthropoda; Arachnida; Ixodida; Ixodidae
Product: cholinesterase 1
Exons: 3
Coding region: 1-1719 (572 amino acids)
Biological process (GO): choline metabolic process; acetylcholine catabolic process
Cellular component (GO): plasma membrane
Molecular function (GO): acetylcholinesterase activity
Source: RefSeq, a predicted model, not a curated record
AUGUUUACAGUGCUCGCGAUAAACGCAACCAUACUGCUUGGAAUUGCGGGAAUCGUCCUGCUCACGACAGAGACCAGAAAGCGACACGAAGAACAGCAGUACAGUGUCCGCGCAGAAGGCAACGGCAGCCUGGUUGUGCUGACGACCGCAGGCCUCGUUCAGGGUGUCGAGAUCACAGCGCAUGGAAGGACUUUGCACGCCUUUUACGGCAUACCUUACGCCGACCCUCCCGUCGGAGAGCUGCGUUUUCUGCAUCCUGUGCGAAGGACGCCCUCCAAAAAUGUCACAAUAGCAACCGAGAUGAGGCCCGCCUGUCCGCAGGAGUCCUACUGGUUCAACACGGAGUACGUUAACGCCUCGAGCUUCGACGAAGACUGUCUCCAUCUGAACUUGUGGACGCCCAGUGUCCGCGCAAACGACACACUGCGACCCGUUGUCGUGUAUCUUCACGGCGGGGGCUUCCAAAACGGCGGCAACAACCUUCGCAUCUACGACGGUAGCCACUUCUCCGCGCUGGGCGACGUCGUGGUCGUGGUGCCCAAUUACAGGGUCAAUGUGUUCGGCUUCUUGUACGUCGGUACGUCAGACGCCCCCGGUAACCAAGGCCUGUGGGACCAACGCCUCGCGCUGCUCUGGGUGCGGGACAACGCGCGCGCUUUCGGCGGGGACCCAGAGCGCGUGACGCUGAUGGGACAGAGCGCUGGAUCGAUCUCCGUCGGCUAUCACGUCCUGUCACCGCUCACGCGACACCUAUUUCAGCGAGCCAUUAUGCAGAGUGGUACGCCCUUCUACAAGGUAGAAGAGAACCAAAUCACGGGACCGGAGAAGGCGAGGCGAAUGGCGGCCAGGCUCUGUGGACCACAUCUCCUGCGAAGGCCCAUGGGGCACGUGGUUGAAUGCCUCAGGAACCAGACGACUCAGAAGCUCCUGGGUGCCGUCAAGAUGGUGCUGGGGCUCAAGGCGUCGUCCUUUAUACCUGUUUCCGGGGACGACCUGCUGCCCAAGGACCCGCUCGCAACCAUGGCUAACGGCAGUGCGCCUCCGGUGGACCUGCUGAUAGGUGUGAACGAGAACGAGGGCACGUACUUCCUGUACAAGCUGUACCAAACCAUGGGUAUCACCGACCCUUUCGUCAUGAGCAACAGGCAGCACGUGACCAUCGUGAAGCUCCUUGUCAACUAUGCCCUAUGGGAGGCACCCGAGGACCUCAUCGAGGGUCUACUGGCCAACGUUAAAGAUGGCACGUCAACGCCAGACAUAGUUCGACACUUGGCCGAUGGGAUCGGGGACGUGGCCAUGCGAUGCCCGACGCAGUACUUCUCGGAGUUCGUGCUGCGCCAGCGGGGCUCGCACCUCUACCACUACGUGUACUCCUACCGGCCGCUCAAGGCCAGCUUCUGGCCACCCUGGAUGGGCGUCACGCACUUCGACGAGUUCCCUUUCGUCUGGGGAUACGUGUUCGACCGGCCCGAGCUAGCAACGCCGCGUGACACAGAUUUCAGCCAGCUGCUGAUCGGCCUCUGGAGCUCGUUCGUUCACAAUCGCACCAUGGAGACGGGGAAGACGUUAUGGCCGCCGAACGAGCGGCAGCUGGCCACGACCCUUCGGCUCGUGGAGCAACCCCUGGUUCAGAGUGCUGGCUCGACGCAAACGUGCACCUUGCUACGCAAGUACAUCGUACCUUACAGGAUGAACAACCCGGCGAACGCUGAAGCCUAGUGACGCGCACCGGCGCGGCGACGGCAAAUGUACGCAGGGCGUGACCUGCGGGCGGCCCGUGGCC